UCUCCGGUGUUCGUUCUUUUCUUUUCUUCCUCAAAUAACUUUCUUGUGAACUCCCCCUUCCCGGAGUCUUUAUCUUCUUCCGCAAUUGAGGUAAGUUCUGCAUUCUGGUUUGUUUAUUUGAGGUUCCUCCAAACCUCAAGCUUGCUGGCCAUCUGACGUGUGGGGGGACUCCUUUACCCGAACCUUUGCCAGAAGCUGUUAUAUGUCCUGGUGACCAACAAACAAAGCUAUCUUCUCCCGUCGUUGCGACCUUUGCCGGCCUUGCGCGCUGUCGUCUAUUGUUCUCUUCGAUCUCACGACCCUUGACCACUGUGUGCAGCCCAAGUUCCAAUUGGGAUUGUGAUAUCACCAUGCUGCUUCCGCGGCUCUCGUCUCUCCUCUGCCUUGCUGGCCUCGCUUCGGUCCCACUGGCCAAUGCCUACGACGGCGACGAUGUGAAGAGCAUCCCGCUUCGGACCCAUAGUCUCGCACCGCCAUACUUGGACUCCGACUUCCAAAGCCGCUGGUUCGAUUUUGGUGGUGAUACGAUAAUCCGGGCGGACCAAUACAUCCGUCUUACCUCCGAUCGACCUUCACAGCAGGGCUGGAUCUUCUCUCGGGUGCCCUUGACCGCGACGAACUGGGAGAUCGAGGUCGAGUUCAAGAUCCACGGCGCCGGCAACCUGCACGGCGAUGGGUUCGCCAUGUGGCUCACCAAGCAGCGCGCGACGCAGGGCCCCGUCUUCGGCUCGACGGACAACUUCGAGGGGCUGGGCAUCUUCUUCGACACCUACAAGAACAACCGCCCCGGGACCACGUUCCCCUACGUCAUGGCCAUGAUGGGCGAUGGCCAGACCUCGUACGACCAGGCCCAUGAUGGCCGCGCCAAUGAGUUGGCUGGAUGUUCUGCUCGCGGUCUCCGUGGCGCCUCCAUCCCCACCAAGGCCCGCCUGACCUACUUCCAGGAUAAGACCUUGACGCUGGAGCUGCAGUACAAGAAGGAGGACACCUGGAUCCAGUGCUUCGAGCUGAACGCCGAGGACAAGAACAUCGCCAUCCCCUCCGUCGCCUACCUGGGCUUCUCCGCCGAGACGGGCGAGCUCAGCGACAACUUCGACAUCGUCUCCGUCAAGUCCCAGAACCUGUACAGUGUCGGCGGCGGCAGCCCCGGCGGCAAGAGCGGGCCCUCACGCGCCCGCGGGCAGGAUUCGGCUCGGGUCAAGCGCCGCCAGAAGAAGGGCAGCUGGGGCUGGUUCUUGUUCAAGGUGGUGCUGUUCCUGGCCGCCGUCGUGGGUGCGUACGUGGGUUGGACUGCGUAUCGGUCCAAGCAGCGCUACUCGAGAUUCUGAAGCGGGAGUGGGUAGGUAAAGAGAUGAGAAAGUUUUAGUUUCUUGUGAAUGCGUAUAUGAAUCGACUGAGCAGGUGAAGAUGUCUUAGCCUUGACUUACGGUGUUUGGGUGAUCAUUGUAUUGUAUCGGUCA
Aspergillus japonicus CBS 114.51 is the source of this 1460-nucleotide messenger RNA. Its product is annotated as legume-like lectin family protein. Lineage: Eukaryota; Fungi; Ascomycota; Eurotiomycetes; Eurotiales; Aspergillaceae. Gene Ontology annotation, biological process: endoplasmic reticulum to Golgi vesicle-mediated transport; Golgi organization; endoplasmic reticulum organization. The record is from RefSeq and is a predicted model, not a curated record. Gene Ontology annotation, molecular function: D-mannose binding. The transcript is spliced from 6 exons. The coding region runs from base 351 to 1328 and encodes 325 amino acids. Gene Ontology annotation, cellular component: endoplasmic reticulum-Golgi intermediate compartment; Golgi membrane; COPII-coated ER to Golgi transport vesicle.